Molecule: messenger RNA, 1524 nt
Organism: Colletotrichum acutatum
Lineage: Eukaryota; Fungi; Ascomycota; Sordariomycetes; Glomerellales; Glomerellaceae
Product: endonuclease/Exonuclease/phosphatase
Exons: 2
Coding region: 1-1524 (507 amino acids)
Molecular function (GO): sphingomyelin phosphodiesterase activity
Source: RefSeq, a predicted model, not a curated record
AUGGACAACCCUCUCCCAAAGGACCUCCGCCUCCUAACCCUCAACUGCUGGGGCCUAAAAUACAUCUCCAAGCUCCGCCCCCAACGCCUCGCAGAAAUCGGCCGCCGCAUCGCCGCCCUCCCGGACCCGCCCCACGUCGUCGCCCUCCAAGAGUGCUGGGUCACCUCCGACUACGACGCCAUCCGCGCCGAGACCGCCGCCGUCCUGCCCCACGGCAAGUUCUACUACUCGGGCCCCUUUGGCGGCGGCCUCGCCGUCCUCUCCCGUUGGCCCAUUGACGAGAGCUCCAUGCAUGCUUACCCUCUCAACGGCAGACCCACGGCCUUUUGGCGAGGCGACUGGUACGUCGGCAAGGGCAUCGCCUGCGCCCGCAUCCCCAUCCGCCUCGCUGGCGCAGACGGCGGCCCCGGUAGAGACCACGUCCUGAGCAUCUUCAACACCCACACCCACGCACCAUACACCGAAAACCAACCGGGCGACACCUACCUCGCCCAUCGCCUCGCCCAGUCCUGGGAAAUGUCCAAACUCCUCCGCGCCGCCGUCCAGCGCGGCGACCUCGCCCUCGCCAUGGGCGACUUCAACAUGCGGCCCCUGUCCCUCCCGCACCGCAUCAUCACAGCCCACGCACCCGUUUACGACGUCUGGCGCGUCCUCCACCCGGACUCCUCCCUCGGCGCCGCAGACGACCCCCUGGAAAAGGCCCGCGGCAGGCCCGUUCCCUCGGCCGACUUUAACUUGCGCGAGAACGGCGCCACCUCGGACCACGUCUACAACACCUGGCGCUGGUCCAAGGAGCAGCAGAAGAAACUCGGUGAGGGUAAAGAACCCGUCGUCGUGCCGCCAGACACACCCGACAGAAAGGGGAAACGCCUGGAUUACAUCUUCUUCGGCUACGGAGGAGGAGGAGGAGGAGGAGGAGGAGGAGGAGGAGGAGGUGGUGGUGGUGACGGCGGCGGCAGCUGGGUCGUUCGCAGCGCUCAAGUCGGCAUGGUCGAGCCGCAUCCCACGCUCGGCUGCUCCCUAAGCGACCACUUCGCCGUCGAGGCAACGCUGGCAUACCAGACGACCCACCACCGCCAUCACCAAGGCCUCGACGCAACGGAAAACGAUAACGAGACGUCCUACCUCCAGGACGCCUCAGCUAGCUCCCACCGCGACUCCUUCACGUCCGAGAAUGCCCCCCUUUCCGAAGGGCCAGGCAAAGGUCUUCCGUUGCCAGUCUACGACGAGAUCCUCUCCGUAACACGUCAGUACAUCCACCGGGAAGAGAACCAGCGGCGCUGGCGGGGAUUACACUUCGUUGCAUGGUUUGCCAUUCUGAUUGCGUGUCUUGUGGCUGUGUGGUUCAGCCCACACAACUUUGUUGCCUUCAUUCUCAUGCUUUUAAGCAGUCUCGGACUGGCUGCUGGUGUUAUUGACGGACUCAUGUCACUCCUCUUCUUUAACUCUGAGAUCAGAGCCUUGAAGGAGUGUGAAUGGGAAAUCACAAAUGCCAAAAGGCUUGCGCGAGAGGCUGAUAUGUAA